AUGAAAAAUUUUAUUCGUAGCAUGUGGUUGUAUGACUAUAAUAAUGAUGGUAGGAUUCAGAAAGCUGAGUUAGAAACUGUCUUGAAAAACUAUUGCUUUAACUUAAGUGAUGAUCAAUUCAAUAGGUUUUGGAGUCUGUAUGAUCCUGGAAAUAAUGGAGUUAUAAAUUAUAAAGAAUUUUUGUUAAAACUUGGCUCUCGUGCUGAAUCUUAUAAAAGAAUAAUACCGAGAAGGAUAAAAGACCAAGUAGAGAAGAAUUUUCCUACAGUUAUGCGCGUCCUUGAAAUUAAAGAUGCUUCAAACUCUGGAUAUGUUUCUCAGAGUGUAUUUCACCAGGUUUUAAACUAUUUCAUAAUGCCAACCUCAGACCAACUCUUUAAACAGAUAUUGAUAUACUACAAAAUUUCACCUGCUGCUACACGAAUUCCAUGGUACACUUUUCUCAAAAGUGUGUGCAUCAAUAGUAAUGUUGCAGAUCAAAGUAAUCAUUCACAUAUUUUAGGAUCUGUCAGUUGGAAUGUGUGUAAAUCUGUUAUUAGAAAACUGAAGAAAAAUGGGAAGAAUUCAGAAAAUUUCUUCAAACAAUCAUUAACAAUGCCUAUACAAAAUGCCAAGAUGGCAAUUACUCGAGCAGAACUUAGAAGAACAAUUAAUCAAUAUCUCAUCCUACCAAUUAGUGAGGAAGAAUUUCGAGCUUUAAUGUUUAUUUUGGAUCCAUCGCAUACAAAUGUAAUCCAGUGUCAUGACUUUUUGUCUCUCUUUGAUGCCAUUGAAGAAGAAAAUGGCAGCCAAAUUCUCAAAAGCCAAAGUAUCGAAGAAAAUUCGCCAAAAACAUAUGCCAAUCUUUCCAGAGAGAAACUAAGGAGUGAAUUUAAAAAAUGCUUCAACAGGAAUUUAAAAAUGAUUCUUAAGGCUAUUGAUGCUUUUGAUUGUGAAGAAACAGGUGCUAUGCAAGUUAAUGAAAUGAGAAACAUUUUAGAAAAGUUUUGCUUUCCAUUAAGUGAUAAGCAGUAUUAUGACAUAAUUAAUAAUUUUCCUCAAAUUAGUAAUAAGAUUUUCUAUCAUGAUUUUAUCAAUCACUACAGAAAAAGCCCUUACGAAGAUGAAGAAAAAUGGAAAAGCUAUGUUACUAAGCUUGCAAUUAACAAUGAAUCUCCAAGGAUUAAAUUGGAAUUUCACGAAAUAUUGAACUACAUUAGAGAAGUUGUUCAUGCACAUAAAGAAGAAUUUUUGAAAGAUUUCAGGGAUCAAGACUUUUGUAACAAAGGAAUAGCCAGGAAAGAAGUGUUUUUUAAACUUAUUCAAAAGUAUGUUUUCCGACUUACUGAUGAGCAGUUCAAACAUUUAUGGGACAUCCUUCCUAAAAAUGAACUGGGACUCAUAAUGUACGAAGAUUUUUUAAAGCAAUUCGACAAACAGUCUUCUGAAAGAAUUUCUAUGAAAGAUCCUCAAGCUCAAGCCUUUGUUAGAAGAAGCAGUUCAAGCUCAUUAUCAAAAAGUAAAAUGAAGCGCUACUUGUCUUAUAAGGAUGAAAUGAAAAGACUUGAAGAUAUGCUUAGAGAUAUAACAACCGAUGAGGAAUCAAUAAAUGAAGAGGAUGAAGAAAUAAAUGAUGAUAAAAUCUUUAGCGAGCACAAUUCUUCUUCAGAGGAUGAUCUUGAUUCUGAUGAAGAUUUAUAUGAAAGCACAGACAUUUUGUCUCAAAAUUGCUACGUUGGCAAAGACGGCACAAAAUGGAGCAAAAUUAAAAACCGUCAAAAUAUUCCUGGCAGCUGCUGA
Messenger RNA from Uloborus diversus, 1779 nucleotides. RefSeq names its product EF-hand calcium-binding domain-containing protein 6-like. The coding region runs from base 1 to 1779 and encodes 592 amino acids. The record is from RefSeq and is a predicted model, not a curated record. Gene Ontology annotation, molecular function: calcium ion binding. The transcript is spliced from 12 exons. Lineage: Eukaryota; Metazoa; Arthropoda; Arachnida; Araneae; Uloboridae. Gene Ontology annotation, cellular component: nucleoplasm.